This is a messenger RNA of Fragaria vesca subsp. vesca, 3926 nucleotides long. Its product is annotated as ABC transporter B family member 19-like. The coding region runs from base 1 to 3753 and encodes 1250 amino acids. The transcript is spliced from 10 exons. Gene Ontology annotation, biological process: transmembrane transport. Gene Ontology annotation, cellular component: membrane. Lineage: Eukaryota; Viridiplantae; Streptophyta; Magnoliopsida; Rosales; Rosaceae. Gene Ontology annotation, molecular function: ATP hydrolysis activity; ATP binding; ABC-type transporter activity. The record is from RefSeq and is a predicted model, not a curated record.
AUGGCUGAGAGCACAGAGCCAACCAAGACACUGCCGGAGGCAGAGAAGAAGAAAGAGCAGAGCCUACCGUUCUACCAGCUCUUCUCUUUUGCUGACAAGUAUGAUUGCCUUCUCAUGGUCUCCGGCAGCAUAGGAGCCAUCAUUCACGGCUCUUCCAUGCCCGUGUUCUUCUUAUUGUUCGGUGAAAUGGUUAAUGGGUUCGGAAAAAACCAGAUGGACUUGCACAAAAUGACGGCCGAAGUUGCCAAGUAUGCUCUGUAUUUCGUCUACCUCGGCCUCAUCGUGUGCGUGUCAUCCUACGCCGAGAUUGCAUGCUGGAUGUACACCGGAGAAAGACAAGUGAGCACUCUGAGGAAGAAGUAUCUGGAAGCGGUGCUGAAACAAGACGUGGGGUUUUUCGACACAGAUGCAAGAACAGGUGACAUAGUCUUCAGCGUCUCGACGGACACCCUUCUGGUCCAAGAUGCCAUUAGUGAGAAGGUGGGGAACUUCAUACACUAUCUUUCAACGUUUCUGGCGGGACUGGUGGUUGGGUUUGUGUCAGCAUGGAGGCUGGCUCUGCUGAGUGUGGCAGUCAUCCCGGGGAUUGCUUUUGCCGGCGGGUUGUAUGCCUAUACGCUUACAGGGCUCACAUCCAAGAGCCGAGAAUCGUAUGCAAAUGCUGGCAUUAUGGCUGAGCAAGCCAUCGCACAAGUUCGAACAGUUAAAUCAUAUGUGGGUGAAAGCAAGGCCUUGAAUUCCUAUUCAGAUGCCAUACAGAACACCUUGCAGCUUGGUUACAAGGCUGGAAUGGCCAAAGGUCUGGGGUUAGGGUGUACCUAUGGCAUAGCUUGUAUGUCGUGGGCUCUUGUUUUCUGGUAUGCUGGUGUGUUUAUUCGAAAUGGGCAGACUGAUGGAGGGAAAGCAUUCACAGCCAUUUUUUCGGCUAUUGUUGGUGGCAUGAGCUUGGGUCAGUCAUUUUCCAAUCUCGGGGCCUUUAGCAAAGGGAAAUCAGCUGGAUACAAGUUGAUGGAGAUCAUCAAGCAAAAGCCCACCAUAAUUCAGGACCAAUUGGAUGGAAAGUGCUUGUCCGAGGUUAAUGGAAACAUAGAACUCAAGGAGGUGACAUUCAGCUAUCCGUCGAGGCCAGAUGUUAUCAUUUUCCGUAAUUUCUCAAUCUUCUUCCCAGCUGGAAAGACUAUUGCCGUAGUUGGCGGCAGUGGUUCUGGGAAAAGCACUGUUGUCUCUCUGAUUGAAAGGUUUUAUGAUCCUAACCAUGGGCAGGUUUUGCUGGAUGGUGUGGACAUAAGAACACUGCAACUGAAAUGGUUACGUGAUCAGAUGGGCCUGGUAAACCAGGAGCCUGCACUUUUUGCUACCACCAUUCUUGAGAACAUACUCUAUGGAAAGGCUGAUGCAACAAUGGAUGAAGUAGAAGCAGCAGCCUCUGCAGCUAAUGCUCAUAGUUUCAUCACGUUGCUUCCUAAUGGGUAUAACACUCAGGUAGGAGAGCGAGGAGUCCAACUCUCAGGAGGCCAAAAACAGAGAAUCGCAAUUGCUAGAGCUAUGUUGAAAGACCCAAAGAUCCUACUCCUAGAUGAAGCAACCAGUGCCCUUGAUGCAAGCUCUGAAAGCAUUGUUCAAGAAGCUCUAGACCGUCUCAUGGUAGGGAGGACAACUGUAGUUGUGGCACAUCGCCUUUCCACCAUAAGAAAUGUUGACAGCAUUGCAGUUAUACAACAAGGGCAAGUUGUAGAGACAGGAACUCAUGAAGAACUGAUUGCCAAAGCAGGUGCAUAUUCUUCGUUAAUUCGGUUCCAAGAAAUGGUUGGAAACAGAGACUUCAGGAAUCCAUCUACUCGUUGUUCACGAUCAUCACGGCUAAGCCACUCAUUGUCGACCAAGUCUUUGAGCCUCCGGUCUGGCAGCUUAAGGAACCUGAGCUACAGUUACAGUACUGGUGCUGAUGGGAGGAUAGAGAUGAUUUCAAAUGCUGAGACAGACAGGAAAACUCGAGCUCCAAGGGGAUACUUCUUUCGGCUUCUCAAGCUAAAUGCACCUGAAUGGCCCUAUUCAAUCAUGGGUGCCAUAGGAUCAGUACUAUCCGGGUUUAUCGGUCCAACCUUUGCCAUUGUUAUGAGCAACAUGAUUGAGGUGUUCUACUACAGAAAUCCUGCUUCCAUGGAGAGAAAGACAAAGGAGUAUGUCUUCGUUUACAUAGGAGCUGGGCUAUAUGCUGUCGUUGCAUACUUGAUACAACAUUACUUCUUCAGCAUCAUGGGAGAGAACCUCACUACUAGAGUAAGGAGGAUGAUGCUUGCAGCGAUUUUAAGGAACGAAGUUGGAUGGUAUGAUGAAGAGGAGAACAACUCAAGUCUUCUAGCUUCCAAACUGGCCACAGAUGCUGCUGAUGUGAAAUCCGCAAUUGCUGAGAGGAUUUCUGUAAUUCUGCAGAACAUGACUUCACUGCUCACUUCAUUCAUAGUUGCUUUCAUUGUGGAAUGGAGGGUUUCCCUGCUUAUCCUAGCAACUUUCCCGCUUUUAGUUCUUGCCAACUUUGCUCAGCAACUUUCGCUUAAAGGCUUUGCUGGAGACACUGCCAAGGCUCAUGCAAAGACGAGCAUGAUUGCAGGGGAAGGAGUGAGCAACAUUCGAACAGUUGCAGCCUUCAAUGCACAAGAUAAGAUCCUAUCUCUCUUCUGCCAUGAGCUACGCAUCCCACAACUAGGAAGCCUUCGUCGGAGCCAAACUGCUGGUCUCCUAUUUGGCCUCUCACAGCUUGCCUUAUAUGCCUCUGAAGCUCUCAUUCUGUGGUAUGGCGCCCACCUUGUGAGCAAAGGUGUCUCGACCUUCUCCAAAGUCAUUAAGGUUUUCGUGGUCCUGGUUGUAACAGCCAAUUCAGUAGCAGAAACAGUUAGUCUUGCCCCUGAGAUUAUUAGGGGUGGUGAAGCUGUUGGCUCUGUGUUUUCAAUUCUUGAUCGCCAAACCAGGAUUGACCCUGAUGACCCUGAGGCCGAGGUGGUUGAAACCAUUCGUGGGGAGAUUGAACUUAGGCAUGUUGAUUUUGCAUACCCUUCACGACCGGAUAUUAUGAUCUUUAAAGAUUUUAAUCUCAGAAUCCGUACUGGCCAAAGCCAAGCACUUGUUGGAGCUAGUGGUUCAGGAAAGAGUACUGUGAUUGCGUUGAUCGAGAGGUUCUAUGAUCCAAUAGUUGGGAAGGUAAUGAUUGAUGGCAAAGACAUUCGACGUUUGAACUUGAAGUCUCUUAGGCUGAAAAUUGGUUUGGUGCAACAAGAACCUGCUCUCUUUGCAGCAAGCAUUUUUGAUAACAUUGCCUAUGGAAAAGAAGGUGCAACCGAAGCAGAAGUGAUCGAAGCUGCACGUACAGCCAAUGUGCAUGGAUUCGUUAGUGGACUGCCUGAUGGGUACAAAACUCCAGUUGGGGAGAGAGGGGUUCAGCUCUCAGGAGGACAGAAACAAAGAAUUGCCAUAGCAAGAGCUGUGCUCAAGGACCCAACAAUUCUUCUGCUAGAUGAGGCCACAAGUGCAUUGGAUGCAGAAUCAGAAUGUGUGCUACAAGAAGCACUGGAGAGGCUCAUGAGAGGCCGAACCACAGUGUUGGUUGCCCACCGUUUAUCAACAAUUAGAGGGGUGGACAGCAUCGGUGUGGUGCAAGAUGGCCGCAUUGUGGAACAUGGAAGCCACUCAGAACUUGUGAGCCGCCCAGAUGGGGCGUAUUCGAGACUGUUGCAGCUGCAAAAUCAUCGUAUAUGAGAAGAUAUUCAGUUUUGGUCAAUCAAAUGCAGCAUGCAUGGCCUUGUUGGGUGGUGUUGAUUAUGUAUGUCCCAUUAACUUUAUGUAUCCUCUUAUUUUUCAUCUAGUUGUAGAUAUGGCUCGUGUUCAUCAGUACAAUUUCUCUAAUCUCAAUGAAGUAGCAGUAUUAUAUU